UGUAUUGUGUUUGGUUUGUGGUGCAGAAGCCGUGAUGAACCUUAGACCCAGCAGCUUUGACAAGGGGUGUACGAGAACAGCGUAUGUAUGCAGAAACCUCCAGACGACGUUUCGAUGCAAGACAAAAUUGAUGGAAGAUCCCAACUCAUGCCACCGCAAAGACAUCCUUUAUAAGACAAGCCCGGUCAUGCUUACAUACUGUAAUUGGGCAAGGCUGACGAAAAUCAAGGGAUGGUUAGGUGAAACCAGUGCACAGAUGAAUCCUCGCCCAAUCACGAUCUAUAAAGGACAACUCGGUGCCCGUCUUUUGAUAUCUUAUACGAUAAUCUUUGCAAAGCUCCGAUGGCUCCAUGAAACUGAGCACAAUGUUGAAUCCAGAUAUAAAUAUGAUGGAGCAGAAAAACUAGUAAGCAACUUGUGA
Messenger RNA from Periconia digitata, 421 nucleotides. NCBI's taxonomy places the organism in Eukaryota, Fungi, Ascomycota, Dothideomycetes, Pleosporales, Periconiaceae. The record is from the annotation of a GenBank genome assembly.